This is a messenger RNA of Coffea arabica (coffee), 1256 nucleotides long. The record is from RefSeq and is a predicted model, not a curated record. Lineage: Eukaryota; Viridiplantae; Streptophyta; Magnoliopsida; Gentianales; Rubiaceae.
AAUCUUGUUAGAUCUGUUCCAAAAGAAGAGUGGGACACAAAAAAAAAGGGGGUACAAGUAGGGGAAUUAAAGCUGCAAAAGUGGUCACCAUUUCCAUUCGAAGACUCGUAGUCUAGUACCAGUACAAAUUUCCUUGUAGGAACAUAUUAUUGAAGACUAUAGCAGCUUCAUUCCUUUCGGACCGCUGUAGCAGAAAUAGAGAGUGAGAGCCAGAGAGCAAAAUUAUUUAUUGAUUAGUACAAAGAGUAAGAGAUCAACCAGAGAGAGAGAGAGAGAGAGAGAUGGAGAUCAAUAAAAGAAUGUGCAAUGGCCUCGUCGUUGUCGUCCUAAUUGCUGUUAUUUUCACCGUCUUUAUGCCUGCUGCUGCUGAGGGUCAUGUUCAUCAUAGCUUCCCUCCAGCCCCGGCUCCUGCUCCCACCAGUGACGGGACAACUAUUGACCAGGGGAUUGCUUACGUCUUGAUGUUGUUGGCUCUGGUGCUUACAUAUCUCAUCCACACCCUGGAAGUUCCCCUCAACUUCCAGGUUAUUUGAUUAUAAAUCCAUCCGACUAUUGCCCAGGAGAGAGUUAUAGGCUAAGAGUGAAUUGAAAUGCACAAGUAAAUUGUUAGAAAGACUUUCACGAAUGCUUAUGUAAUGUCGUCCUGGGACAUACAUUAAGCAUCUUACUAUGGGAUUCUUUCGAGUAAUUGUUGCAUUAAACUGCUAUUUACUAGAACAGGUUUUGGUUCAUCUUUCCCAACUUGCUUCCUAUUUGACUGGAUCCAAUUCUAUGUGCUCAUCUCCAAACUAUAUUUCUGUAUUUCUUCGUCAAAGGUGAAUUAUCAAGAUCUUUUAAUCAACCUAAGAGAAGAGGUUGUAUACUGAGGCUUUCUGCUGCAAUCCUAUGCAAGUAUGGGUAGUGUAUCCUUUGUCAUCGCAGUCUGAGAUUGCAAGAGCUCAGUGGAGGCUCAAAAUGGAUUAGAUUAGUGUCAUAUGCAAUGAGCUUAAACAGGGGCCGCAGCUUUGCUCCCCCAUUGUCACCUGAUCUACCGCGCUCUGAGCAAUUCUGUGCUAUAUGCUUGCCAUCAUGAAAGAGGAGGCAGGGACAUUACUUCGGAGGCUAGCCUCGGAGAAUUCCGAUGAAACAAAACUAAGCUGCAUAAGCAAUAUUCUGAGGUAACCUGAUCCUCUUUACACCAGCUACACAAGUUUGUUUGGAUAGAGGAAUUAUUUGUUAAAAUUUAUUUGCUUACAUCAUUAUUACAAUUUCCAACA